Molecule: messenger RNA, 2703 nt
Organism: Fukomys damarensis (Damara mole-rat)
Lineage: Eukaryota; Metazoa; Chordata; Mammalia; Rodentia; Bathyergidae
Gene: Dsc1
Product: desmocollin 1
Exons: 16
Coding region: 1-2703 (900 amino acids)
Biological process (GO): homophilic cell-cell adhesion
Cellular component (GO): desmosome; plasma membrane
Molecular function (GO): calcium ion binding
Source: RefSeq, a predicted model, not a curated record
AUGGCUGUGGCCUCUGCUGCCCCAAGGAGCAUCUUCCGUGAGCAGCUCCUUUUCUCUCUCCUGGUUUUGUUAUUAUUUCAUGAAGCUUAUCAGGAAAUUGUUCUCCAUGUUCCUUCUUAUGUUCCGGCUAAUCAAGUUGUCACCAAAGUGGAUCUGAAGAAGUAUGCCAGGUCGGACUCUGAAAUCUCUGGUUCCGAUGCCAACAAACAUGACUUUAGAGUGGAUAAAGAUGGCACAAUUUAUGCAAACCGUGACCUCCAUUUGCCUCCUAAAACAACUUUUACGAUUUUAAUAGAAAACCAUCAUACAAAGGAACAGAAAGAGGCAGGCAUUGUACUGGAGCUAAUUACAGAAAAGGUACAGCAAUCUCGUAGGAAAAUACCUCCCCAAAACACAUCCCUCCGGCGCAGUAAGAGAAGAUGGGCUCCUAUUCCGUGCUCACUGAUGGAGAACUCAUUAGGUCCAUUUCCACAACAUGUUCAGCAGAUUCAAUCUGAUGCUGCACAGAAUUACACUGUCUUCUACUCCAUAAGUGGACCAGGAGUGGACAAAGAGCCCUUCAACCUGUUCUACAUAGAGAAAGACACUGGAGAUAUUUAUUGCACAAGAAGCAUUGACCGUGAGCAGUAUGACCAGUUUUUGGUAUAUGGCUACGUAACAACUGCAGAUGGCUAUGCACCAGACUAUCCACUCCCUUUGCUAUUUAAAGUCGAAGAUGAUAAUGAUAAUGCCCCCUAUUUUGAAACCAAAAUGACAGUUUUUAGCGUGCCUGAAAAUUGCAGAUCCGGCACUUCUGUGGGACAAGUGACUGCCAUAGACCUUGAUGAACCUGACACUCUGCAUACUCGUCUGAAAUACAAAAUCCUGCAACAAAUCCCAGAUCAUCCAAAGCAUUUCACCGUACAUCCAGACACAGGUGUCAUUACUACAACUACACCUUUACUGGACAGAGAGAAAUGCGAUACUUACCAGUUAAUCAUGGAAGUGCGAGAUAUGGGGGGCCAACCUUUUGGUUUAUUUACUACUGGAACAAUUACAAUUUCACUUGAAGAUGAAAAUGACAAUUCACCAUGUUUCACAAAAACUUCUUAUUUUGCAGAAGUAGAAGAAAACAGAAUAGCUGUUGAGGUUUUACGGAUGAAGGUACAAGACCAAGAUUUAGCCAACACUCCUCACUCGAAGGCUGUAUACACAGUCCUACAGGGAAAUGAAAACGGUAACUUCCAAAUUACGACGGAUCCAAAAACGAAUGAGGGAGUCUUGUGUGUUGUCAAGCCGCUGAACUAUGAAGUCAGUCACCAAAUUAUUUUGCAAAUCGGUGUACUUAAUGAAGCACAAUUCUCGAAAGCAGCGAACUCACCACUGCCUACAAUGUGUACUACAACUGUCACUGUCAAAAUUAAAGACCGUGAUGAGGGUCCUGAAUGUCAGCCACCAGUGAAAGUGAUUCAGAGCAAAGAUGGCCUACCUGCUGGCAAAGAACUCCUUGGCUACAAAGCUCUGGACCCUGAAUCACGCAGUGGCGAAGGCUUAAGGUAUAAGAAGGUACAGGAUGAAGGUAACUGGUUUAACAUUGAUGAAAGCACCGGAAACUUGAAAACUGUAAAAGUACUAGAUAGAGAAUCAAAAUUUGUGAAAAAUAACCAGUACAAUGUCUCAGUAGUGGCAGUGGACUCAGUUGGCCGAUCCUGCACAGGAACAUUAGUAGUUUUUUUGGAAGAUUAUAAUGAUCACGCACCGCAAAUUGAUAAAGAUGUGACCAUUUGCCAGCAAAAUCAAGACUAUGCAAUUCUGGAACCUGUAGAUCUAGAUGGACCUGAAAAUGGUCCGCCUUUUCAAUUCUUUCUGGAUAAUUCUGCCAGCAAACUUUGGACUAUACAUCAGAAGAAUGGCACAAGUGCCAUUCUUCGUGGAAGAGGACAUCUGGAAAAUAACUACUAUUCUGUGCCUAUCCAAAUACAAGACAGACACGGUAUUUCUGCAAAACAUGUAUUAUCAGUGAAAGUAUGUGACUGCACAACUCCAUCUGAAUGUAGAAUGAGUUUGAAAGACGACAGAGAUGUUAAAGUAUCAAGUUCAAACGUAAUUCUUGGAAAGUGGGCUAUUCUUGCCAUGAUUUUGGGUUCUGCAUUGUUACUAUGUAUGAUAUUUACAUGUUUUUGUGUUACUACCAAGACAACAGUAAAGAAAUGUUUUCCAGAGGAUGUAGCCCAGCAAAAUUUAAUUGUAUCAAAUACUGAAGGACCUGGAGAAGAAGUAACGGAAGCAAAUAUUAGACUUCCUAUGCAGACAUCCAACAUCUGUGACACAAGCAUGUCUGUUGGUACUCUUGGUGGCCAGGGAAUUAAAACACAGCAAAGUUUUGAAAUGACCAAAGGAGGCUACACUUUGGAUUCCAGCAAAGGAGGUGGCCAUCAAACCUUGGAGUCCGCAAAGGGAGGGACAGACCCUGGCAGAUAUACCUACACCGAGUGGCAAAGCUUCACCCAACCUCGGCUUGGAGAAAAGGUGUAUCUGUGUGGACAAGAUGAGGAGCACAAACAUUCGGAAGACUACGUUCGUUCAUAUAACUAUGAAGGCAAAGGGUCUGUGGCCGGCUCAGUGGGCUGCUGCAGCGAUCGGCAGGAAGAAGAAGGCCUGGAGUUUCUAGAUCACCUGGAGCCUAAAUUUAGGACGUUAGCAAAGACAUGUAUAAAGAAAUAA